AUGAAAUCUAUCAAAUGUGUGGUGGUGGGAGAUGGUGCCGUUGGUAAGACCUCGUUACUUAUCUCCUAUACUACAAAUCAAUUUCCAGAGGAUUACGUGCCUACUGUGUUUGAUAACUAUUCUGCCAAUGUGAUGGUUGAUAACGAAAAAGUUACCAUUAACCUCUGGGAUACUGCUGGACAAGAGGAAUAUGAUCGCUUGAGACCUCUUUCAUACACCCAGACUGACGUUUUUUUGAUUUGUUUCUCUGUCGUGGAGCCCUCCUCUUUCUCGAACGUUAAGAACAAAUGGAUUCCCGAAAUACGACACCACACUCCAAAGGACACUUUGGUUAUUCUUAUCGGUACCAAGUCUGAUCUCAGGGAAGAUCCUCACGUUUUAGAUCAACUAGAAGAAAACGGCGAACAGCCAAUCAAUGCUCAAGGGGCCGAGGCCGAGGCAAAGGAGUUGGGAUGCGCUGGUUACAUGGAGUGCUCUGCUGCUUCCCAACAGGGUGUUAGAGAAGUGUUUGACUUUGCCAUUAAAGCUGUCAUUUCUCCAGAAACGGUUAAAGGAGCAGACAAGGUGGCCGAGAAGACUGUCGAUAGUGCUGCCAAGCCUGGCCGGGCUACAGGUAAUGAAAGGACUUUGGGACAUAAGAAGAGAAGCAGACUCUCCAGAGUCGCUCACUCCAAAAAGUGCCUUAUCCUAUAG
Messenger RNA from Brettanomyces nanus, 693 nucleotides. RefSeq lists its product as uncharacterized. Gene Ontology annotation, cellular component: cytoplasmic vesicle; cell projection; cytoskeleton. The transcript has a single exon. The record is from RefSeq and is a predicted model, not a curated record. Bases 1 to 693 code for a protein of 230 amino acids. Lineage: Eukaryota; Fungi; Ascomycota; Pichiomycetes; Pichiales; Pichiaceae. Gene Ontology annotation, molecular function: protein kinase binding; GTP binding; GTPase activity. Gene Ontology annotation, biological process: cortical cytoskeleton organization; small GTPase-mediated signal transduction; regulation of actin cytoskeleton organization.